AUGACCUGGAAAGAGUUGAAUCAGACAACAUCGUCAAGUACCAACGAAGACUUGGUCGAAAACAGAGAUUUUUUGUUUGUUUAUUUAUUCAUCUUCGUUCUGAUUUCUCGUCAGACGAAGAUUUGAUUUUUUUUAUCUCUUACCAAAUCUCGACCUGUUUUUCUACCCUUUCGUCCUCCUCUGUUCUCUGUGUUUCUCUUCAGAGUCAUGAGAUUCGACGCCGGGUUAACUCGGUCGAACCUCGACUGCUUUCUCCAUUGCACAGCACCAACAGUCAAAUCACGAUUCCUUCCCAAGAGUGAAAUUAGGAAGCUUAAUCGUUUAUGGAACCACCGGGAGAAAGAAAAUGUGGAGUAUUUCACAUUAUCUGAUCUUUGGAAUUGUUACGGCGAAUGGAGUGCGUAUGGAGCAGGAGUUCCGAUCACGUUGAACGACUACGAAGCCUUAGUUCAAUAUUACGUCCCGUAUCUCUCCGCCGUGCAAAUCUUCACCAGCAGUUCUCCGGUCAACGGCUUAAGGGAAGAGACGGAUUCCUUCAGCGACGAGAGCAGCGACGAGAGCGACACCGACAAGUUAUUGCGGUGGGACGGAUGCUCGUCGGAGGACGGCGGUUCCGAGCAAGAUAGCAGGUUGGGUUUCCUUUACUUUCAGUAUUUCGAGAGAUCAACUCCUUAUGGAAGGGUGCCGCUCAUGGAUAAGAUUAAUGGAUUAUGUGGAAGAUUCCCAGGUUUGAUGUCAUUGAGGAGCGUUGAUCUUUCUCCAGCAAGUUGGAUGGCAGUUGCUUGGUACCCAAUUUAUCACAUUCCCAUGGGGAGGACCAUAAAGGAUUUGUCCACAUGCUUCCUUACUUACCACACUCUAUCAUCUUCACUCCAAGAUACGGAGGGUGCCGGUGAUGACGGCAUCUCGCUUCCGCCGUUCGGGCUGGCCACAUACAAGAUGCAGGGGGGCGUGUGGGUGUCGGGCAAUGCCGGACGCGACCGAGAGAAGCUGGGGUCGCUUUUGAGCGCGGCGGAUUCGUGGCUAAAGCAACUUGGGGUCCGACACCAUGACUUCGACUACUUCAGGGGGAUUCGACAUGGCUAAUGUUGUUGUUAUUGCUCCCUCAUUUCCAGUUCUUGGAAUUUUGAGCUCCUCCUCCUCCU
This is a messenger RNA of Hibiscus syriacus, 1145 nucleotides long. RefSeq lists its product as uncharacterized. Lineage: Eukaryota; Viridiplantae; Streptophyta; Magnoliopsida; Malvales; Malvaceae. The record is from RefSeq and is a predicted model, not a curated record. The transcript is spliced from 6 exons. Bases 208 to 1086 code for a protein of 292 amino acids.